Molecule: messenger RNA, 600 nt
Organism: Cladophialophora psammophila CBS 110553
Lineage: Eukaryota; Fungi; Ascomycota; Eurotiomycetes; Chaetothyriales; Herpotrichiellaceae
Exons: 2
Coding region: 1-600 (199 amino acids)
Source: RefSeq, a predicted model, not a curated record
AUGGGGCCUUCCACAGGCACCGAACCCACCUCGACGAUUAAAUGGCGCCUCCUUAUCCAUCGUACCGGGGCCUUCUACCUAUACGAGGUAUCUCUCCUUGCCACUGAUCGUGGCCCCGAUGUCGUGGAGAGACUUUUCCGGGGGUACCGGCGCGCCGAGUCUUUGCUGGCGAUGUUCGUCCCAUUCUUGAUACCCACGUUAUAUAUGGCUAAACUGGCUCCGGUGACUAUUGAAACCCUCGCCAGCUUCCCCUGUCUGGUCAAUGUCGACACCCAACCCUACUCACACCCGUUAACCACAGCACUCCCGCACCCAACCUAUCUUCCAGCAACGCCGCUCUUCUUGCCUUCCUAUGCCCGCUUUGCUGUCAUCCCCGAGCCUCCUGACAACACCAUCUCCCGCGACGCCAUCCUGGUAAAAGUACGGCUCAGCAAGCUUGCCCUCCUAGUUUUCCUAACUCUUACUUUCGCCGCAUCGGUCAUUAUCGGUGUCGUCGCCGGGGUCGUGCGACACAGUCUAGAUUUAGGGUUCGGGGUUUUCGGUGCCAUCGUUACUGUGGUGGGGCUUGUUGAGGGCUAUGCAACGUGGAGAUUGAGCUGA